Molecule: messenger RNA, 4527 nt
Organism: Ictalurus punctatus (channel catfish)
Lineage: Eukaryota; Metazoa; Chordata; Actinopteri; Siluriformes; Ictaluridae
Gene: ube4a
Product: ubiquitination factor E4A (UFD2 homolog, yeast)
Exons: 20
Coding region: 190-3420 (1076 amino acids)
Biological process (GO): protein polyubiquitination
Cellular component (GO): ubiquitin ligase complex; nucleus; cytoplasm
Molecular function (GO): ubiquitin-ubiquitin ligase activity
Source: RefSeq, a predicted model, not a curated record
UCGCCUGCCAUCAGGAGCAACUUGGGGUUUAGUGUCUUACCCAAGGACACUUCGGUAUGUGGAGGCAUGUGAGCCGGAACUCUGCGAUUGGAGGACAACCCGCUCCACCCCCGAUUCAAUGUGACUGGACAAGUUGCACAACUUAGGCUGCAGUUCAGCACAUGUUGAUGGAGUAGAUGCUCCACUGAAAUGACAGACCAGGGCAACAAUAAUCAGAACAUCUCUCGAAACCCGUUUGCUGCCCUUUUCAGUUCGCUUGCUGAUGCAAAGCAGUUUGCUUCAGGCCAAAAACUACAGCAGCAAGCUGAGCCACCAUCGGAAGAGUCCGGAGAGAGCCAGUCCGAGUCUGACAACUCGGUGUCGGACAGUAUCGGGGACAACGAUGACUCAGUGGCCGAGAUCAGCCGCUCUUUCCGCUCGCGACAGGAACUCUGUGAGCAGCUCAAUGUCAAUCACAUGAUCCAGAGAAUAUUCCUUAUCACCUUGGACAACAGUGACCCUAGUCUUAGAAGUGGUAACGGCAUCCCCCUGCGCUGUGUCUACCUUGACGAGAUGGCAGCUGACCUCGAUGGCCAAGACUGGCUCGAUAUGGACACGAUAGAGCAGGCCAUUUUCAGCAGGCUUCUCUUACUGGAGCCGGGUAACCACCUGAUCUACAUGACUUCUUGCAGCGUCGUGAACCUGUCAGCAGAUCGUGAUGCCGGGGAGAAACUAGCCAUACCAUACCUUUAUGCCUGCUACCAGAGAGCUAAGGAAGAGGUCACUAAAGUGCCAGAGAAGCUGCUGUCAUACGCUGUGCGCUGUAAGAACCUGACAGUGUCCAAUGCUCGCACGGUGUUGCUUACCCCAGAGAUCUACGUCAGCCAGAAUGUGUAUGAACAGCUACUGGACCUGCUGCUGGAGGCGGUUAACAGAGCCCACAUUGAGGAGGUGGUGGAAUUUUUAGAGGAAGUUAUCGCUGGCCUCUUGGCUGACCAGGAAGUGCGCACUUUUGCGGAGGUUAUGGUGCCAGUAUUUGAUAUUUUCCAGGGCCGUGUGAAAGACUUAGACCUCUGCCAUCUUCUGCUUUAUUCCUACUUGGAAAUUCUAGUAUACUUUAGUAGGCAAAAAGACAUUGCAAAGGUUUUGGUGGAACACAUUCAGCCCAAAGAUCCUAAUAAUGGACUUGAGUAUCAGAAGACUCUUCUAGGCACUAUGUUAAAUAUAUCUUGUCUGCUGAAAACCCCAGGGGUGGUGGAAAGCCAUGGCUUUUUCCUCAACCCCUCCCGCUCCAGCCCGCAGGAAAUGAAGAUUCAGGAAUCUAAUAUCCACCAGUUUAUGGGCCAGUUUCACGACAAGUUGCAUCAGAUCCUGAAGAAUCUGCUGCAGCAGUCAACAGAGACUCGUCACCUUCUGCUCUCGUGGCUGGGCAACUGUCUGCAGGCCAACAUGGGUCGUGUCAAAAUCUGGGCCAACCAGAUGCCCGAGAUCUUCUUCCAGAUGUACGCUUCGGAUGCAUUCUUCCUAAAUCUGGGCGCUGCGCUCCUCAAACUCUGCCAGCCAUUCUGUCGCCCUCACUCUCCAAAACUGCUAACCUUUAACCCCACGUACUGUGCUCUUAGAGACUUGAGUGAGGAAGAAAGACGCAGUAGGAAUGUGCAUGCCAGAGGGCUUGACAAAGAGACAUGUCUGAUUCCUGUUCCGCCUCAGCAAACAGUUGACUUUCCCCAGUCAUUCAGCCUUCUCACAGAGAACCUGAUCCUCACUCAGCUCACCCUGCACCUGGGCUUCCACAGACUGCAUGAUCAGAUGGUGAAAAUGAACCAGUCGCUGCAUCGGCUGCAGGGCACGUGGCGGGAGGCGCAGCUAAGUGGAGGUCCGAUGGCAGAGCAGUUAAGGGAACAAUUUGAGCGCCUCAUGACCGUUUACCUGUCCACCAAGACUGCUGCCACUCAGCCUGCCAUGCUCCAGAACUGCCUCAAUCUACAGGCCUCCUGUGCCUCUCUGCUCGUUCAACUCAGUUUAGGAAACCCGGGCCCUGAGCACAUUCCACUGUCCUUCCCUCUGCCUCCACUACAGAACAGCCUGCUCUGCUAUGUGCCAGAGUUUUUUGCUGAGAACAUGGGUGAUUUCUUCAUAUUCCUUCGGCGCUUUGCGGACGAGGUGCUGGAGUCGUCCACAGAAAAUCUGGAGCAAGUCCUCAACUUCAUCACGGUGUACAUGGGAAACGUAGAGAGGAUGAAAAAUCCUCAUUUGCGGGCAAAGCUGGCAGAGGUUUUGGAGGCUGUGAUGCCACAUAUGGAUACCGUCUCACCUGAUGAUCCCCAGACCAUUAUGUUCCAGCGACAGAGGGCGUUCUGCUCCUAUUGCCAUGCAGCUCAUCUAGCUGAGGCUCUCAUCACUGUGUUUGUAGACAUUGAGUUUACUGGUGAUCCUCACCAGUUUGAACAGAAGUUUAAUUACAGAAGGCCCAUGUACCCCAUUCUGAAGUACAUGUGGGGAGAGGAGAGCUAUAGAGAGAGCAUUAAGCAUUUGGCAGAUUUCGCAUCUAAAAAUCUAGAAGCCAUGAAGCCACCCCUUUUCUUGAGGUUUCUAAAUCUGCUUAUGAAUGAUGCCAUUUUCUUACUAGAUGAGGCCAUACAGUAUCUGAGUAAGAUCAAGCUUCUCCAGAUAGAGAGGGACUGUGGCGAGUGGGAGGGUCUGGCCCCUGAUGCUCGCCGAGAGAAGGAGUCCAGCCUGCAGAUGUUCGGACAGCUGGCUCGCUUCCACAAUAUCAUGUCGAAUGAGACGAUUGGCACCCUGGCUUUUCUGACAUCGGAAAUCAAAGGCAUCUUUGUUCAUCCUUUCCUUGCUGAAAGAAUCAUCUCCAUGCUUAAUUACUUUUUGCAACACCUGGUGGGACCCAAGAUGGGUGCUCUGAAAGUGAAAGACUUCAGUGAAUUUGACUUCAAGCCUCAGCAGCUAGUGUCAGACAUCUGUACUAUUUACCUAAACCUGGGAGAAGAGGAAAACUUCUGUGCCACAGUGCCAAAGGAUGGGAGGUCGUAUUCCCCCACACUGUUCUGUCAAGCUGUUCGAGUCCUAAAGAAGAUCAACAAACCUGGGGAUAUUAUAGUGGCGUUCAGCCUCCUAGCAGAUAAAAUAAAGUCUCUGGCAGAUCGGCAUCAGCAGGAAGAAGAGACAUACUCGGAUGCUCCAGAUGAAUUUUUGGAUCCCAUCAUGUCAACCCUGAUGCUUGAUCCCGUGCUUCUUCCUUCUUCCAAUGUCACAGUUGACCGCUCAACAAUAGCACGGCACUUGCUUAGUGAUCAGACAGACCCUUUCAACCGUAGUCCACUCACCAUGGACCAGAUCAGACCCAAUGAGGAGCUCAAGCAACAGAUCAUGCAGUGGCUAGCUGAACAUAAGCUGGGGGGUGUGCAGAUGGGACCCAGUGGCUAGCACGUGCGCACACACACACACACACACACACACACACACACACACACACACACACACACAAACAAAACCGCCAAUGUCCUAUCCAUACACAUCUAAGCCAUUUAUUACAGGAGCAACACAGACAGCUACUGACAUGGUGUAAUAUUCUCUGUUAAUGUCAGAUAUAUUCAAAUAACAUACAUCUGUUCAAAACUAUUAUCAGUAGUGAUCUUAAGGUCUAACUGUGCAGCAAGCUUUUAUAUUGCUGCAGUAAACAGGUCAUAAUACUUGCUAUCUUGCUUUCUGCCUUGUAAAGAUUUUUUUUCUUGCAGAAAUUUAUUUUGAGUUGUGUGUACAGACAGUAUAAAGAUCUUUGAAAAUAAAAAAACAUAUAGUUACUAGAUUUGUCCUCCAUCUUUAAGGAAAACAGGUUUAAUAAAUUGACACAUUUUGGUUAUGAUAAUUUGUGUGAUGAAUCGAAACAGUAUUGUCAUUUUCAACAAAAGUAUAAAAUUCUCAUAAAAUGCCUGUUUUACUGUAUUUGAUUUACUGCAAUGAUCAAUUUUCAUAGUGUUUGUUUUAUUGUUUGCAUAAUCCUAAUUAUACCCAGUAAACUUUAGCUUUUUUUGCAGGACAGAAUGAAAUUACAAUCGAGCAAUUGCAUCUUUUUCCCCUUGCUGCAUUUGCAUUGUGCAUUUUACUCAUUUUUGGAUCAUUACAAAUGAAAUGCUUUUUUUUUUUUUUUUAAACAAUGAUGCAUCAUCAUAGUUUCAUGUUACAUUUUAACGACACUGUACUGAUUUGCUAUUUGUAAAUUGUCAUCUCUGCAUACUACAGGAGUGUUCAUUAUGUUUGUAGUGUUACAACAAACAUGUUUGACCUUGUCCUCUAAAGAGAACUUUAAAGCUGACACCAAGUACUGUUCAUCUUUCUUGUAAUGGAUAAAUUCGGAAUGUAGUCUGUGAUGAUGAUGAUGAUGAUGAUUAUUGAGUUUUUAUGCCAGCAUAGAAAGUGUGCUUAAAAUUCCUUAUGUUCAUCUGUUUGCAGAGUCUUACAAGUUAUCUAAUCACAAAAUUUGCCUUUGUGUUAAAAAAUAAACAAAAAGACCGAUACUGGUCUUUAUAACAA